This is a messenger RNA of Gambusia affinis (western mosquitofish), 1080 nucleotides long. RefSeq lists its product as uncharacterized. Lineage: Eukaryota; Metazoa; Chordata; Actinopteri; Cyprinodontiformes; Poeciliidae. The record is from RefSeq and is a predicted model, not a curated record. The transcript has 7 exons. The coding region runs from base 161 to 979 and encodes 272 amino acids.
UGUGUGGGUGUGUGUGUGUGUGAAAUAAAGCCGCUGCGGAGCGAUUGAUGUGUGUUUCUAUAGUGACGCAGCGAGCUUUUACUAUAGCGGGCUACAGCUUAGCAUCUGCUCAGGGAUAGCUGGAGUAGGUAGGGUGAUUUCCGCGGUAGGGUCCAACAUAAUGACCUACCAAAUGCCUACCGCCAAAGUGUUCAUAUCAGAAGGAGGUUUGAGCUAUGGCCGCCCUGCUCCUGGAUACCCAACGUACAGUACCUUCGGGAUUGGAGGACGUAUCGCGUUAAGGCCAUGUCAGAUAAGGAAGUUCCCUUUAAUGCUGCCUCUUAACAGCAACCAGAACGAGAACACGUUAAUGAACAGCUUCAUAAUUAAAGGGAAAUCAAGUUCAAAUAAAGAGGACAAAGUGAUUUCAGAGGAUGUUGACCAAGGACAUGAUAUCUUUGGGAGACACUUCCUAUCUGAGAAAACAUGUACAGAGUUGGAAAGGACCAGACCUAUGGUUCCUCCACUGCGAAAAGACAACAAUGAGCAUCGACAUGUAAAACUUCACCCUUUGAGCCUCUCCGCUGAGUUUCCCAGCAUCCCUUCAGGGAGAUUUUUCACUCUGGGCCAAAAUAUUAAGAGCCAUUAUGGAAGGUCCAAAGAGCCACUUGCGGCUCCAGAGACACAAGUUGCAGACCCUGGAAACUCUGGGGUGAACAUCAGUUCACUUUCCACUUUAAUCUUAAAUGGCAAGAACAAUUUUUCAGUGGAAAGCCGCAAGUUUAGCAGGCCCAAGGUACAUUAUCCAACCCACACCCUGGUGACUGUUAAAGACAAUCAGAAAAGUUGUCUUCAUGCAAGCCAGAGUUAUUCAGACCCAAUCAUCGGAGCCCCUCGCUCUUUUAUCCACCGGAUUUCUGAGCUCUCCUCUUUGGAGGGUGAGACGGUGAGAUACGAGAAGGUUAAGAAAAUCAGGAAAUCUAAAAAUUCUCUGUCCUGACAAUCACCCCAUUCUGAGUCGCGACGGCCCAGGAUUAAGACGUUUGAGUCUGUGCCAACAACUGAACAAAAUAAAACACUUAGUGCACCAUAUUCAUUUCA